AUGGGUGAAACGUUCCUUGUUUCUCAAAUUCGUUUAUUAAGAUACCUUGACUUAAGUUUUGUUAAUCUCAGUAAAGCAGUGGAUUGGCAACAAGCAAUAAACAAACUCCCUUUGCUCACAGAAUUGCAAUUGGUUUCUUGUCAACUCCCUCAAACCACCAUUCCACCCUCAUUUGAUCUCUUGCCCACCAAUUCUUCUUCUUCUAUGUCUCUUUCCGUCGGUGGUCUUUCUCGGAAUAAUCUGAUUAGUGGCAUCGUACCCGAUUUAUCCUCGAGGCUUGUUGAUACUCCUGAAAUAGACCUAAGCUCUAAUUGUUUUAACAAUCCAAUACCGUCACUUCCUCCCAAUGUGACGUUAGUAAAUCUCUCCAAAAACAUGUUUUCAGGAUCAAUUUCCAGCUUAUGCGAUUACCCCAUUGGGUUGUUUGGCUAUCUGGAUCUCUCAAAUAAUUCAUUAUCAGGAGAGCUUCCCGACUGUUGGAUGAACAAUGAAUUGCUAAGCAUUCUCAACUUGGCAAAUAAUUAUUUCUCUGGGAAACUUCCUAGCUCAAUAGGCGGUCUACGUAAUUUGCAGACGUUGCACUUGGCCAACAACAAAUUUGUCGGGGAAUUGCCUUUGUCUUUGCAGGAGUGUACACAGAUGAUAGUUCUUGAUUUGGGUGAAAAUAAGUUUGCAGGAGAAAUACCAGCAUGGAUAGGGACACACUUAACAAAUUUGAUCGUUCUUAGUCUUCGCUUGAAUGAGUUCUAUAGAAGCAUACCGCCAAAUAUCUGCCAUCUUGAACACAUUCAAAUCUUGGACUUCUCUCAAAAUAAUAUAUCGGGAACUAUUCCAAGGUGCUUCAACAAUUUUACUUUGCUUCAAAGGAAUACUUCAAGUGGAACCAUUGAGUUUGUUGGACUCUUAGAUUAUGCUCUGUCCGGCUCCUUCCGUGUUGGGGGUAACUACACGGAUUACGCAUUGGUCCAAUGGAAAGGACAAGAGUGGGAAUACAAAAAGAAUUUGGGACAACUUAAAAACAUUGAUCUUUCUAGCAAUAAAUUGGUUUGGAGGAUUCCUAAAAACAUUGUAAGUUUCAAGGGAUUACUUUACUUGAACCUAUCGAGAAACCAUUUGACAGGAACUAUCAUUCAAAGGAUUGGUGAAAUGGAGAUGUUAGAAUGUCUCGACUUGUCUAAGAACCAACUUUCAGGUGAGAUUCCUACAGACUUUGCUCGUUUACAUUUUCUUAGUGUCUUGGACUUGUCGGACAACAACUUGUCGGGUAAAAUUCCAUCAAGCACUCAACUGCAGAGCUUUAAUGCCUCUUCAUGUGCUGGAAAUCCUGAUCUUUGUGGGCUUCCACUUCCUAAGUGCCAAGGAGAUGAAACAGCUGCUCGGGUUCCUGCCGUUACUGAUCAUGGCAUAGACAACAACUUUGAGGAAAAUCAGGACAAGUUGGUGACCUUUGGGUUUUAUGUAAGUAUGGUUCUUGGUUUCAUUCUUUCAUUCUGGGCAGUCCUUGGCACUUUACUGCUCAAAAGAUCAUGGCAACAUGCCUAUUUCCAAUUCUUGAAUGCCAUAAAAGACUGGAUCUACGUGACAACAGCCGUGUAUGCGGCAAGACUACAGAGGAAACUUACGAGCUAUAUGUAG
This is a messenger RNA of Ilex paraguariensis (yerba mate), 1635 nucleotides long. The record is from the annotation of a GenBank genome assembly. NCBI's taxonomy places the organism in Eukaryota, Viridiplantae, Streptophyta, Magnoliopsida, Aquifoliales, Aquifoliaceae.